Rotaria socialis is the source of this 1056-nucleotide messenger RNA. Lineage: Eukaryota; Metazoa; Rotifera; Eurotatoria; Philodinida; Philodinidae. The record is from the annotation of a GenBank genome assembly.
AUGUUAAAUCAACAAUCAACAACAAAAACAAUAACUCCUAAUCGUAAGGAAUUAACACCCGUAAAAGUCGCACAUGAUUAUGUUUUUACUCGAUGGAUGGGUUCAUGGGAACCUCGAUUAUCAUUAUGGUCAACUAGAUCUUAUUCCGAUGCACUACUAGCUUAUAUUGGUAAAAUCUAUGGACAACAAGCAAAUGUUUAUCAUUGUUUUAAUACAUUAUGGAAUGAAAGUUUAUAUAAGACAAUAGAUGAACUUGAUCUACUUAAUAUAUUAAUUGAAAGAGUAUCAAAAAUACCUGGCGCAAAAGCUUCAUUACAUAAACGUCAAGAAACAUCAAGAAUUGAAAGUCGUUUCAAUGAAUUAAAAUCUAUAUUUGACAAAAAUUAUAAUUCCAGAUUUAAACUUUCAUCAAAACUUUACAACAAUGAAUUAAUUAAUAAAGAAUCAAUUGAUAGUUAUUUUGAUUUAGGCUGUGGAAAUGGUUUGAUAACAGCUCGUAUUGGAAAUCAUUUUAAUAUAAAAAAAGAAAAUAUUUAUGGCGGUGAUGUUUUUAAUAGUAAUAAUGAACAAAUAACGCAUGUAUCAAUCGAUCAAAACCAAUCAAUUAUUGAUCUAAGUGAUCAAUCUGUUAGUUUAAUAACAUGUCUUGUUACGCUUCAUCAUAUCGAAAAUAUUGAUAAUAUGCUGAAUGAACUUGCACGUAUUAUUAAACCAAACGGUUAUCUUUUAAUACGUGAACACGAUUGUAAAUUAGAACGUUCAGUAUUAACAAAAUAUUUACAUUUUAUCCAUGGUAUUAUGAUCAUCGGGCGUAUAGGAGAAUUUAGUAAUGAUUAUGUAACGCAUAAAAAUGAAAAAUUAACAUGGGUAGAACAAAAAAAGAAAAUUGUUAAAUAUACGAAAUCAAUACAAUAUAAAACACGUCAGGAAUGGCAAAAUAAAUUAGAACUGGUUGGUUUUGAUUUACUAGCUAUAUUUGAUUAUGAUUUAAAUAAAACAACAAAUCCUCAACGAUUAUUCUAUGGAUUGUAUAAACGUAAUGAAAAGAUAAAUUAA